Linum trigynum is the source of this 3969-nucleotide messenger RNA. The record is from the annotation of a GenBank genome assembly. NCBI's taxonomy places the organism in Eukaryota, Viridiplantae, Streptophyta, Magnoliopsida, Malpighiales, Linaceae.
GUGCAUUCAACAAUAUUGUGAUUUGUGAUUGUGACUGGUGGGAUCAAGGUUAUCAGCACGAGCACUUCUUCUCUCACAGAAAGAAAACAUGUUCCAAAUCAAAUCCCAAAGUAUAAAGAUCUCCAACAUCUUCUUUCUUUUCUUACUCACAUCUUUCGUUAUCAUCUCGAUACAACAACGUCCUUGUAGCGCAGCGAGAAACGUACUUCUCGAGACGAUGACCGUGGCCGCGACACCAGCAAUAACGGUUAAAGGACAGCCAGCCGUAAUGGCGAAUUAUCGAGCGGAAGGGAAGUUUCCAUUCUGCAGUUGGUGCUGCAACCCUAUUAUCGGUACUUUGUGUUGCAAAGACCUAGACCAUGGCAAAUGUGUGUAGUAAAUCAUAGUUUACGAAAUGUGAGAUAUGAAAUUAGGAGCAUGAUUAUCUCUAUUACUUUCUCUUCCAAAAUUCAAUCACUAUGGUAAAAAACACAUCGUAUCAUUAUGGUAAGAAUCGUAUCACCCGAUAUAGCUCCAUAGUAACUUACUACUAAUUAAUUUAACACGGGCCAUAGCAAACACAUAAAGUCUUGGUUUUGCAUGCACCAGUAGCUGUGCUCCCAUAGUUCACCCUGCAUCCGUUGUCGCAGUCGGAAUCAACACAUCCAUUCACUAUGUCCACACUUCCUCUCUCACACUUUUUCCCUCCAUUUUCUUCAAUCGUUCGCGUCGCCAUAGCCACUUCGAUAUUUCCUGUAUUAUAAUAACAAUUUGCUAAUUUUUUUAGAUGAUUGGAAGGAAAAUACAUAUUGUACGAUACAACGUGCACUUGGAUUUCGUAUUAGCAUCAUUAGAACCUGUGUUAUAUCUCAAUUCUAUCGUGAAAUCAUAGUAAAAAAAAAGGAUAAGAUUCCAAGGUAUUUACCGAUGAUAACGAAAGAUGCGAGUAAGAAGAGGAGGAAGAUAUUGGAGGUCUUCAUAUUUUGGGGUUUAAUUUGAGACCUGUUUGAUUUUUGGGAGAGAAUAAUUACUUGUGCUAAUAGUCUCAAUAUAUACCACACUAGCCACAAUGUUGUUGAAUUUAUAGAGUAAUGAGAGCUCUCUAUUUAUUUAUAAGGAUUCUGUUGGAGCAAAAUCUAGAUUGUGUUCAUAUUAGCUGACCAAUAUUUAUGGUUAUGUAGGAUACAUUUCCCAUAUAUACCCCUUAAAAAUCUGGUUUUAAGUAAACUAAAUAUAUAGCUGAGAAAAAAAAAAGAGAGAUCCCAUUUAUGUUUUUGAUAAAAUAUAAAAGGAUUUGGAUUUAUCAUUUGAGAGCGGACAUGCACAUUAGUACGAUAUUGUUUGUUCUUAGUCAAGGUUAUACGAAUAUGGUCUUGGGUACCUUUCCAAAAAAAAUUGUACUAAUUGGGGUAGGUGGACACUAAUAUAUGAGAAAUCUUUCACUUAUUUUUUCGAUAUGAUAUUUUUUAUUGAAUCCGAUAUGGUAUUGGGUUGCACACAAAGAAUUAUUUUUCGUAAGCUAAACAUUAAAUGACGUGAUGGAAUAAAAUUAAAAGUUAAAUAGUUCGUACAAUCAAUCUAAAAGCUUGGUAUGAGAAAGAUAAGUGUUUUACCUAUCCAUCACUCUUAUACAUAACGCACUUAAUCUGUGUAGUUUUUCAAUUAUCGCACAUGAUAAGAGAGGGGAAAUGAAUUUGUGAGUGUGUGAAAGGUGGAGUGUAAUGGUUGGCCGAAAAUUGAAUUAUUUUCUAUUUAAACUUUUAAUUAUAAUUAUGAAACUUCUAAUUUAACCAUCAUUGAAUUACCCUUGUUGCAACAUUACAUUUUUUAAAUGAGAAAAAACUAGAUACUUGAAUCCUCAUUAUAAUUAGAGUCCAAAUAGCUCCUUAAAAUGAACAAUAUUUACGGACAUAGUAGUAAACUAUUCAAUCCAAUCCAUCGAUUAAAAUAUUCAAUUAAUCCAAUCCAUUUGAUCUUAAUCAAAUUAGAUUCAUGGAUUGUUGGCAAAUUACAGUUUAGUACCUAUAUUAUUUUGCAACUUGCUACCUAAAAUACCAUUUGAAUAAGAACUUAAAUAUAUCUUCAAGAUAAUUUAGCACAAGAACACCUCGAAUAAUAUGCCUGAAAUAAGCCAACAUAUUACAAGAAUAAAUGAAAAUGGUUAUUUCAAAAAUUAUUUUGAAAAUCAAUUUUUUGCAAUUGAAAUCCAAAAAAAAAAAAAAAAAAGAACCCGCAUUAUUACAAAGCGAAUAGGAUUCCUCUCCAAAACUAAAGGGAGAAAAACAGCGAAAAUAGGAUUCCUCCUUCCAGUUAUAUUUUCCCCUUUUGACUUUCGCCGUAGCUAAUAAUAAAAAGUCUCCGAUCUCGUCGUCUGCCCUGGCAGCCAUAGCCACCACCACCACCAAACCAAUCGCUCGAGAAUCUAAUCCCUUCCCAGUUCCCCAGUCUCUCUCAGCGCUCCAAUCGCAGCUUCCUCGCCAUGACUCAUAUCCUUUUUCUUCUUCUCAUGUCGUUCUCCUCCAAUCUCUCUUAGCUUUCAGAUCUAACGAGUUUGCAAUUGUUUCAUUCAUUCAUUCUCUCAAUUGGUCCUGCUUUUGUGAUUUCCUUGACCCUGUUUUGGUUUGAUCCUCCACGCGGAAAUCAGAGGGAGAAAGAUCGCGAAAGAGCUCAGUCUCGCGGCGGCAAGGGCGCCAAGGGCAAAGAUGAUGGCUUGACCCCUGAACAGCGCCGCGAGAGGUCUUUCUCUUCCCCUUCUCCAUCCAAUCCUUCGUUUUAAGCUUUUCCAAUUCCCUUUUUCGAGCUGCUUGUAGGGAUUCUGAAUUUCUGGGUUCUGCUUUUCUGUGCGCAGGGACGCCAAGGCGCUGCAGGAGAAGACGGCCAAGAAAGCGGCGCAGGCCGCCGGAGGGGAAUCUUCCGGAGGUAAAGGGAACGCUAAGAAAUAAAAAAAAAAGACAAGGGCUUUGAUCUGAAAACAAUUUGGUUCUGUUUGAUCUUUUGUUUAACCAUGACUGCGAAUUGAGUUCGUUCUGGAGCGUCUUAUAUUCGAACCUUGCCUGUGUGUACACUCUGCAUAAUAUUGGAAAAGUUGAGACUUUGUCAAGCCUGAAGGUCCAUUUUUGUGUUAACUGAUAUUGUGGAUGUGUAUGGUUUAUUUUCACUUGAUUCACUUCCAUUGACAACCUUGAUUUUGUUGUGUUGUGCUGGGUCUCGGUUGCUUUUUGCUCUGUGAGUUACUCUUUCUCAAAUUGGAAUACUGAAUCUAAUGCCUUGCUAACCAGAAGUGAAUUUGGCAUAGAUAUGCUGUAUAAUGUAUAUGAUUGGUUGCAAGUUAUCCUGGUGGUCAUGCUUGUGCACAUUCCGUCGUGAAAUUCGAAUAACACAUUAGUCUGUAAUGGUCUCAUGUAUAAUGGCUGUGAUGAUUUUGUAUUUGACCCCUCAAGUAGUUAAGAUUGCCAUGUUCAGAGGAUUAGCGAAUCUGAACUCGAAUCGUAUAGCAAGUCUGCAGCUACCAGGCAUAGAUUAGUUGGCCAAAGUGGACCAAUUUCUGGUGGCUUGUGUCAAAUAUAAGCAUGAAAUCCUGUUAGUAAAAGGGUAUCUUCCUGCCUGCUGUUAUGGCGUCGUGCAUUUUGGUGGAGAUCAGCAUGGUUCGUUCACUUUGUGUAUAAAGAAGCAGCUCUCUUGCUGCAUGUCUGUAGUAAAUGCUUCAUCCAGGGCUCAGAACACCAUGUUAGCACUGGAUGAAAGGUUAUAUUGAUUUCAUCCAUUGCAUUUUGUGUUGUUUGCGUACGAUGUAGGCAUCUAACUAAGCAUCUGUUGCGAGGCUUGUUGCGUAGUGUUCAUUAUCAGUGUUUAAACUGGUCUGCUCCCUGUUCAAGCUUGAUUUUUUUUAUAACGCGUUAUUAUGAACAGAAGGCGUUUAGGAGAUGUGUUUUCUCUUGGCAGUUUUAGCUUCACAUCUUAUAAGUUGCAUAAUGAAGUAGUUAAACACAU